CGACGCGUUUAUGAUGAUAUCCGGAUGUCGGGCACCGAUUGAUAUCCUUGUUCAUACCGACUUGGCUUUCCGAGCGGCGAGAGCCAGAGACCGGUCCGGGAAUCAACGUUAGCGUGCCAGGUCCAAAAAAACCAUCUCCCCAGCAGAAAUCUUCGCUCCCAUCCUGCUUUGGAGGCGUAGCAAAAUAUCCAAGCCUUCAUCAACACGCAGCAUGUCUUCCUGGUAACCAUACUGAAGCGCUCAACGUCGUUUCCGGCUGAAUGAGGAAAUGCCGAUCGCCCUAGGGCCUUUUCCGCCCCUCGGUGGCAGCCACAGUGGCUUGCCUCGGCCUCGUAUCCUCUACAUCGACGCCUUUGAUUCUUUCUCCAACAACAUUGUCGGACUUCUUGAGCAGUCGAUCAAUGCCGUUGUUUCAGUUGCCCGCAUCAAUGAUGUUGAGGUGUCCCGAUGCCUACUUGACAUCUUGAGAGCGUUCGAUGCCGUUGUCAUUGGACCGGGGCCUGGCCAUCCAGCCAAACCAAAGGAUGUCGGACUUAUCAACCAGCUGUGGCAGCUACAGGAGGCUGACAUACUGCCCAUCUUUGGUGUAUGCUUGGGGUUCCAGAGUCUAUGCCUCAGUCAUGGUGCAAGGAUCGAGAGACUGCAGCGGGCUCGACAUGGAACUGUAAGCAAAAUUCAGCACAUUGACAUGGACAUUUUUCAAGGCAUUCGAAAUCUGCAUGCGACACAGUACCAUUCGCUAUAUGCAGUGCUUGGGGAGGGCACUACCACAUGGGACUCAACACCUCAGUGUCCACUGAUGCUCCCUCUGGCAUGGGACUCAUCGGAUGAGCUCAACGGUCCUAUACUGAUGGCUGCGAGGCAUCUAUACAAGCCAUUCUGGGGCGUACAAUUCCAUCCUGAAUCCAUCUGCACGUCCAAAGAAGGAAUGGACAUGAUACAGAACUGGUGGAGUCGUGCUCAAGCGUGGUCAAUUUCAAGGCAACGGUCGGUUACCAUAGCUGACCCUGAUAUGACAGCAAAAAUCGACAGACUGAGCGCUGUUGCACCCCCUGGUGUAGAUGGUAUGCGUGCAACUCGAGAUAUAUGUCUGAGCGAUUCUAUCGAUGGGAUGAUUACAGAUGUGAAAUUUGACCUGGUUCGUAAUGCAGGCACGUUUUUGUGGCGGAAAGUCCCGUGGCCAUCAAUCACUCCAGUAAUGCUGUGCGAGAACUUGAACCUUGAUCGCAGCAGGAUCGUUAUGCUGGACUCUCAAGGUCAUGCGACAGGACGUUUCAGCAUUAUAGGAAUCCCAACGUCUGGUCAGACACAGGCACCAGAAAUCACGUACCGUUCAACAGAUAAAGAGCUAUGUUACACUUCGCGGAGAGGCGAACUACUUUCCGCCCAGGUUGAUUCCAUCAGCCGAAUAUGGCCGAUUCUUCAAGACACGCUGGACAGGUGUGAUCCACGCUCGUACGACAGAUAUUGUUUUACGUCUGGACUGAAAGGAACACUUCCCGAGUCGGUUCCAUUCUGGGGUGGCUUCAUGGGCUACAUCUCGUAUGAGGCAGGCCUCGAGACUAUUGAUGUCAAGCCUCACGAGUCAUGUUAUAAUGACGGGAGACAAGAUAUCAAGUUUGCCUUUAUUGAGCGGAGCAUAGUCAUCGACCAUCGUGCAGGGGACGUGUAUGUUCAAAGCCUUCUACCGGACGACGAAUGCUGGAUUCGGGAGAUGAGAGCCAAGAUCCGAUCCAAAAGGAUAUGCCUACCCAAACUAGAUGCACUAUCAGUUUGGGAUCUAUACCAGCGACUCCGACUCAAGAAUCCAGCUCCUCACGGUGCAUAUGUGUGUUUGGGCGACACCGUCAUCCUUAGCAGCAGCCCCGAACGCUUUCUCCGAUGGGACCGCAAAGGCCUUUGCCAGCUACGACCGAUCAAAGGCACUGUCAAGAAAGGUCCAGACAUGACACGCGACGAAGCCCACAAGAUCUUGAACAGCAGCAAAGAGCGAGCAGAAAAUCUCAUGAUCGUGGACCUAGUCCGCCAUGACUUGAGUGGCGUAGUUGGAGCUGCAAACGUCCGCGUUCCGAAGUGCAUGGUUGUCGAGGAGUACGAGACAGUGUAUCAGCUCGUAUCAGUAAUUGAAGGCCAGCUACCAACAAGCGAAGAUGGAAAGUCUACUGCACCAAAGGGUCUUGAUGUCCUGAAGGCAUCUCUACCCCCAGGAUCUAUGACAGGUGCUCCCAAGAAACGAAGCUGCGAGAUCUUACGAGACAUUGAAAAGCGACCUCGCGGCAUCUACUCUGGUGUCCUGGGCUACAUGGACGUUGGCGGAGGCGGUGACUUCUCCGUCGUCAUACGUACCGCGAUCAAAGGCUUAGACAAGGAACAUGACACUUGCGACGUCUGGGAUAUUGGCGCUGGUGGUGCCAUUACCAUCCAGAGCGAUGACAAAGCCGAGUUCCUGGAAAUGGAAACAAAGGUCACGAGCGCGCUGAGGGCUUUUGAGGCAGAGAAGCAGGUGGACAUUUGAUAUUCCAGCAAUAUUUGGUGUUGGAGUUUGGCCUUCGACCAUCAACUGGUCAUUUUAUAGAAGGGGCAUGGGUUGAAAUCAGGUUUGCAUAUACCCACGGCGGCUUCAUCACGCCUUUUUAAACUCAGUAUAAACUCAUAGAACUGUAAAAUGGCUGUAGACAGUUAUUCACGGCUUUCACGGAGCAAUCAAUGUUCGAUAUAUCCAACGCAGCAGACUUCUCAUUGUCAUACUACAUAGCAAAAGCAAAAACUCCCAGCGCCGCGUCACGGUCGCCGACUCCCAUUCCCUUCGCGAUCUCCAGCACACUUCUCCCCGCCAACCUUCUCAAAGACGCA
Pseudovirgaria hyperparasitica is the source of this 2853-nucleotide messenger RNA. RefSeq names its product para-aminobenzoate synthase. NCBI's taxonomy places the organism in Eukaryota, Fungi, Ascomycota, Dothideomycetes, Acrospermales, Acrospermaceae. The coding region runs from base 269 to 2515 and encodes 748 amino acids. Gene Ontology annotation, biological process: L-tryptophan biosynthetic process. The transcript is spliced from 2 exons. The record is from RefSeq and is a predicted model, not a curated record.